Pichia kudriavzevii is the source of this 1527-nucleotide messenger RNA. RefSeq lists its product as uncharacterized. Gene Ontology annotation, molecular function: protein-arginine omega-N symmetric methyltransferase activity. The record is from RefSeq and is a predicted model, not a curated record. Bases 1 to 1527 code for a protein of 508 amino acids. Gene Ontology annotation, cellular component: mitochondrion. Lineage: Eukaryota; Fungi; Ascomycota; Pichiomycetes; Pichiales; Pichiaceae. Gene Ontology annotation, biological process: mitochondrial respiratory chain complex I assembly. The transcript has a single exon.
AUGUUUAGAACGAUUUUGGCACGGAGAUGUCCUUUGUUUAGACAGCCUAGGAAAGGUAUUUUUGCUAGACAAAUUAAUGUCAAUUCAAAAGGAAAGUUGGUAAAUGAGGAGACAGGCCAGGAAAUCACUAAAGAGGAACUUCUUUCCACAUUGGUAGGUCCAGAUGGUGAAAUAAAACUACCGGAACGUGGAUUCACUUUCAAAGAUAGACCCCGUAUGGAAUCCAUUGAUAGUGGUCUAUCGAACUCUGAAAAUUUGGCCAUCAUUCUGAAGAACAUGAUAAAAACUACUGGUCCUAUUCCAAUUUCUCACUUUAUGAAACAAUGUUUGAUUGAUCCACAGUACGGCUACUAUACUACAAGAAACCCCCUCGAUGCGAAAACAGGAGAUUUCAUCACUUCGCCUGAAAUUAGCUCCUCUUUUGGUGAGAUAUGCGGACUAUGGUUCUUUGCCGCUUUUUUGGCCCAACUUAAACACCAGGCAACUUACAACAGAGAAAACUUCAAAAUAAAAGAAAAAAAAUUUAGAAUUAUCGAAUUUGGACCUGGUAAAGGUACGUUGAUGUAUGAUAUGGUGAGAACCUUAAACAAAUUCAUUAAGGAUAACAACCCUAUUGAGGUUGUAUUUAUUGAGAAAUCGGACGUCUUAAUAAACGAACAAUACAAGAAAAUGUGCGAUUCAUCUGCUAAACUUGACAAAAUUGACGAUUAUACGUGGAAAUCUGUUUCUCGUUGGGGAAACAGCAUCACAUGGUUAAAGGAUGAUAAACCAGAUCUAGGCAAUGAUAAAUCAUAUAUGAACUUUGUUAUGGCUCAUGAGUUUUACGAUGCUUUACCUAUGAACAGAUUCAUCAAAACAGAUAAGGGCUGGAGAGAGUAUCUGGUAGAUAUUCGACCAGAUAUUAAGAAGGACAGCCUAAUAACAAGUGAGAAACCAGUUAGUGAGAAAAAACACGACGCUGAAUUCUGUAUUGUAAAGGCUCCUUAUGCAACACCAAGUACAGCAAUCCCUAAAACCACACCAAGGUACAAUGAUCUUCCAGAGGGCUCGGAAAUUGAAAUAUCUCCAGAAUCCCACUCAUAUCUUUAUGAGAUGGCUGGCAUAGUUAAAUCAUCAGAUAUUGGGGCAGGCUUAAUUAUUGAUUAUGGUACUACUACUAUCCCGGUAAACUCACUGAGAGGGAUCAAAGAUCAUAAAUUUGUGAAUCCAUUAGGCGACGUUGGAGAAGUAGAUUUAUCUAUUGAUGUUGAUUUUGGCAGUCUCUUGGAAAUUUUGAAAGAGCUGAAGUUUGAGGCAUUUGUUGAUGAACAAGGAAAAUUUUUGAAUUCCAUGGGAUUAGGAUAUCGUAUUGAUCAACAAAUGUCUAAAUAUGUGGAUGACGAAGAAAUGAAAAAGAAAUUAGUAGAUUCAUAUAAGAGACUAACAGGCACAGGACUAAAAGAUAUGGGUAAAAUCUAUAAAGUCUUGGGAUAUUUCAGUUCUCAGUACAAGGAUUUCACACCUCCAGGAUUUGGUGGUGAUAUUUAA